CCUAGUGUCCAGUCCUUACAACGUCCUCAAGAACUCGAGCCUCUGGACUCACUCGUCUACAAACACUCGACCUCAGGCUCCGAGACAUCGACAUACAGUCCACCAACAUCGCAGUUGGCCGUUUCUCUGCCGCACCAGACCUACACUCCUUCAAGUUUGCUUUCAGUGCCAGUGCACAUACCACACAGCACCUUGCACGUCUUGUCCCUCAUUGACCUUCGCUUUCUCGGACUGUGCCUCUCGUUCACCCUGUCACAGAGAUCUCCUUUGAAGUUGAGCCUGCCUGGACUUUCUAACAUCCAUCAACUGACAUCUUCUCCCUUCGGUUCAACUAAACACCUCCAAAGAUUCUGUACCCAAUUUCUGCGGUAGUCCUACCUCGAACUCGCACGCCUUGUCUCUGGUUGCCGCACGGUUCACAAACUCUACCGUCAUCUCGCUGCAUUGACCUACGAUCCUGAAAGGUUUCACAAUCUCGCUUUUGUUGACAAAUUCCAAUGCUGUAAACAACGGACCGACGAUCAGGUAUCACAAACACACGACGUUGGACCACAAGAGUUUGGACCUCGAGGAACUGGGACACUUAAUCUUGUUUCCGACUCGUUGCUGCACUCACGCUGUGGCUGCAAGGACGUGGAAAGAGUUUCGCUACCCUUCAUCUCCAAAGCGAGAUCUUGAUCUCAAGCCCAUAUCUUGGCUCGCUUCCUUUGUCUCUCGUGCUCUAGCACUGGAACUCUGUUUAUAUAUCGACGUUGAGCUGAGAGGCAGUCACCAUGUCUUCUCCCGAAGGAGACGACAACUCGAGGGGUGCGGCUUACCCAUGGGUUCUGGAGCAUUUGAUAACCUAUCCUGCGACCUACGAGAUCCCCCUGCGAACCAUGUACACUCUCAAUGCUACAACCCAACAUCAGCAGCAGUGUCCGCCAACACCGUCCCCGAACACGGUUCCUGGCAAUGCUUUCCCUCGCAAAUUGUCCGUCACCGCUGAGGACCAGCAAAACAUGACCACAAUGACGGCUGCCGCUCAAUUGCGUGCCAAUCUCAUACAACACAUAUCGCAGCUGCCCUCCCAGCCGACAUCUUUACCUCCAAGCUUCAUCACAAGCUUUGUUCGAAAAUGUUUCCCCCGCGAACUGGAUCAGGUCGAUUUCCCCCAGGCUUUAACUGCUAUGGACUACCUAAAAGAUCUGGAAGUUAGACGCCGGCGGGAGGUAGUGGCGGCUUUGGAUAAGCUGGGUAUCGACCAAGAAGACCUUAGCCACCGAGAUAAACUGGCACGGAAAUACCCCGGCGUCCUGCGCUGGGUUUCCGACAUUGAAGAGAGGGAGCGCAAGGUUGAAGCGCUCUACACUCAGGUCUAUAUCGGGCUGAGGAGAUGGACCCUGAUCAACGAGCUCACCUUGACCCCUUUCGACAAGGGCAAUUGCCUGGCCAUGCUCAACACACUGUAUCCUCCCAUCAACAUGAAUGCCGGGCAUUUCGUGCAGCCCACCGCACAACUGACGCCUCAUAUUCUGACCCAGCAACGCAACGGCUUCUUCAAAUAUAUCACUGCAGUGGAAAAGAACGGGCCUGCGGUCUUGUCCAACUUGAUGAACCAGGCUAAGAAAGCCGAAGAUCCUAACGGCUGGGUCAGUCUCCGAGAUACUCUUGACAAGUAUGUUCGCAUGGCAAACAGCAUCAUCGAAGAAUGCUACGACAUCACCGGUCAGAGCCCGUCCCCAACCACUACCUCUUUCAAGUCUUUCGAGCAUGAGGAGGAGGGGCGCCGGAAGGUUGAUUCUGCUAUUUCUUUUGGCUCCGGAAGUUCAUCAAAUCGCAACUCCGCCCAAAGCAACAAGUCUGCACAUAGCCAAAAGAGCCAUACGACCAGACCUAGCACAAGCAGCAGCCUCAGUAAUGGCAGUCAUAGCCAUAGUCGUCAUGCCUCUCAUGACAAACAACUUCCUGAAAAGCCAUUGCCGCCACCCAAGGAUGACGAAAUUACUAUAACACAGAAGUCGUCAGGGUCAACACUGGAGCGGAUCGCUCGUGAACUGCGGAAGAUCAAGAGUCGGACCAACAUCAAAGACGACGUACGUCCGCGCACUCCGUCAUAUUCUGCGGAUAUGAUGGGAACCGACAACCAUGACCGACCACCACCAACACCUGCCAAAGACCGCAGCUUGAAGAACAAGCUUAGCAUACGGAGAAUGCGAUCGAACACUGCUCUCUCGGAAAUUACUGGCAUUCGUUCUCCCACUCGCCACGGAGAACCCACAAUCCAGGAGAUGCCGGCGUUUGACGCAGACGAGAUGAACAGGAGCCGACAAAGAUGGGAGUCUCAGCAAAAGAUGAAAGCGAGGGGCGCUGAUGAUGGACUGAAGACAUAAUGUACAACGUUGUACCAGACAAUGUUUUUUUUACGACACGGUUUUGGAAUUUGAAAGGGAUAAUGGACUGCGGCUACUGCCACCGCACCGAGUCUUAGCAAGAGAGGUCUCGGCAAAUGUGUAACGAUACACCAUGAAGAAUUACGAGAGAAAGCAAGUGAUUAUUGGCUUGGAAAAUUUAGGGCCUUGUGAAGACCAACUGGGACCAGAGAUAUGAGGCUCUCACGAGCAAAAUGGAUGAUUUGCGGAAAGGGGCGUGGACAAAAAGUAUGGUCCUCAUAGAGGCGAUACCCAUAGCUUGUGCUUUGACCAAUGAACCCGAUUGAAAAAAGA
This is a messenger RNA of Cladophialophora immunda, 2705 nucleotides long. RefSeq lists its product as uncharacterized. Bases 774 to 2372 code for a protein of 532 amino acids. The transcript has a single exon. Lineage: Eukaryota; Fungi; Ascomycota; Eurotiomycetes; Chaetothyriales; Herpotrichiellaceae. The record is from RefSeq and is a predicted model, not a curated record.